AUGGCGACAAAGCUUACUACCACCGUUGAGCAACACUGCAGGGCCCUGGAACGAGCCACCACACAACUCAAAGCAUACAUAGACGAGGCGUCAUUGCGGGCAGCAAAAGCCACGGCCCACAAUACGGACACAUCCCAGGCACGCACUGUCACAUACCCAGAUGCAGUGCGCAAUGCACCACCACCACACCUAGCAACAGCAUUCGCGCAAUCCCAAGCUUGCAGGCUACAAAUCACCAUACGCCCAGAACGUGACACAACAGUCACAUGGCAAGAUCUAAACGACAGGGAAACCCUCACAAAGGUCAACAUCGCCCUAGCCGCGGCACACGAGAAUGCAAAUGACGACAAAGGGCCAGAAGAGCUAAAAGCCAGGGCAUCCCAGCGUACCCGAAACGGUGCUCUAAUCACACACAUGACAACGGCAGACGGCGCCGAAUGGAUACAAAAGCCGGAAAACAUGCAGACCUUCCUAGUAGUGCUAGGCGGCAACACAACAUACACCCCACACAACUACACUGUGGUAGCAGACUUUGUACCAGUAACCUUUGACCCGGAAUCACCUACGGUCAUUAGCAAACUGGAGGACAACAAUGGGCUCAAGAACAGACAGGUUGUCAGCACGAGAUACAUCAAACCAAAGGAAUGA
Messenger RNA from Mycena citricolor, 648 nucleotides. Lineage: Eukaryota; Fungi; Basidiomycota; Agaricomycetes; Agaricales; Mycenaceae. The record is from the annotation of a GenBank genome assembly.